Bipolaris maydis ATCC 48331 is the source of this 339-nucleotide messenger RNA. Lineage: Eukaryota; Fungi; Ascomycota; Dothideomycetes; Pleosporales; Pleosporaceae. The record is from RefSeq and is a predicted model, not a curated record.
AUGCAGGCUGGAGUAUCGGACGCUCGGACGACACAUCCCGGUAGGCGGUGGGCCAGGUUUCUCAGCCCAUUCUACCAGAACAGGACGGGUAUGGAUGGUCCCGGACGAUUGACCAAGAAUGGGUGCUGGGAUUUGCGGGGUUGUUGCAACAGCGAGUUCUGUUGUCGUGUGUCGCAUUUGCCGGCCUCGCGCCAAUGGCCUUGUCGCUUUCGAAGGCUUGGUCCGCGAAUGUUCUUUAUUUCGCGCAUGAGAGGCGCCCCAAGCCAGGCAUGGCUUGAUGUGACGUUUGCACAACCACGCGCAGAUGCCAAUACUGCCCCGGAUUUUUAUUGGCGCUAG